Messenger RNA from Manduca sexta (tobacco hornworm), 1161 nucleotides. Its product is annotated as cytochrome b5. Gene Ontology annotation, cellular component: membrane; intracellular membrane-bounded organelle. Gene Ontology annotation, molecular function: heme binding. Bases 353 to 736 code for a protein of 127 amino acids. The transcript has a single exon. Lineage: Eukaryota; Metazoa; Arthropoda; Insecta; Lepidoptera; Sphingidae. The record is from RefSeq and is a predicted model, not a curated record.
GUUCAGAAACCGGUGUCGCGUAUACACGGCGCGCCGAGUGCCUGCGCUUGCGAUCCUAUGAUCUUGAUAAUUCUUUUCGACAUAUUGUUGUGCGAAGCGCGACUAUAACUGAUAUAGUAUCAUCGAUGACAAGUACAUAUAUCGGUUAAGUAAAAAAAAAAAACCAGACUGGUAAGUCACGCUGAGAAGACAAAUAGAUAAACACUUGUGUUAUCAGAAGCGGGAGGAGAGACGCAGGUGGAGAGGAGCGCAACCGCCGCCAGGGGAGGAGGGGCGUUCAUUGGCACUCGUCACUCCUCACGGCCGACAGUAGUACUCGAACCACGUCGAUCAGCGCGCGCGCACGCUUAAAAUGGCCGAAAAGACAUUCACCAGGAAACAAAUUGCUGAAUGGGAUAACAAGUCCGAAACGGUAUUCAUUAUCGACAACAUUGUGUACAAUGUCACGAAGUUUCUGGAUGAGCAUCCCGGCGGGCAUGAGGUGCUAGUGCAUGCCUCUGGGAAGGACGCCUCCGAGGACUUCGAUGACGUAGGCCAUAGUUUCGACGCAAAGGAGCUCAUGAAGAAAUAUGUGAUCGGCGAAGUGGUGGCUGAGGAUCGUGUCGAGGUGAAGAAGAAGCACGUGGCGUGGGAGGACACCAAGACGGAAGGAGACAACGGCUUCCUUACCUCGUGGAAGUUCCCCGUGUUCCUGGGCGUCGUCGUGACGCUCCUAUACUCGUACCUGUUUGGUUAGGGGCCGGCGCCGCGGCGUUUCUCCACAUACCUCUACACUAAUGUUGAUGUACAUAUUUUGAUACAAAAGAUGUGAUGUAGGUAUUUAAUUAUUGUAUUUGUUAAUUAAUUGCGAAAUAGGGAUACGGUUGACACUACAGGGAGUGAAGAGUGUAGUGACCAAUGUGAUGAUUAAAAGGAACUUAGUGUGGUACUUAACCUAUAUGGACCGGUACAUAUUACACCGGCUGUUAGUGCUAUAUUAUACUUUUUAAUCUAUACCGGUGAGUGUUAACCACACAGUGUGGUGAUGUGGAACAGUUUCCUGACGUCUUGUUUUUGCUCGACGCAGGUUGACUGACGAGUAUCUUUACUGAAAAUAUUGUGAAAUUAUCUAGAUGUAAAGAUAAACAUUGUUAAGUUUCUUAAAUAAAUUAUAUUUUUGAA